AUGGACGAGGUCCGGUCACAGAUCGGCGAGGCGUUCCGUCUCGCCGGCGAGCUCAUGGACGAGCUCCCGACGACCGGGAACGACCCGGCCUACCUCGCCGCGCGCUGCCACGGCAUUGUGCACGCUUACAACACGGCCAUCCGCACGCUGCAGCACUACGGCGCCGUGGGCGCAGCCGCGCCGCAGCAGUUCGCCGGCGAGCCGCUCGACCUCCUUCGCCUACGCAGCACGGAUGACUCCGGCGCGAGCCAGCUUCUCCUGGAUCCUCCGGCCCAUUUGCGUCACCUGCAGGAGCAGUUCCACAUGCCGGCCGCCGUGUUCAGCGGGCUAGCGCCACCGCAAGCGGUGCGCGCCGGGGCGGACGUCGCAGGCACGUCUGGCGGCCCGUUGAGGCGGGCGUCUACGUCGAGGUCCCCGCCGGCGGUCCAGCCACGGCAGGGCAGGAGGAGGAGGGAAAGCGGGCAGAGGGAGACGGUGAUGGUUCCCGCGCAGCGGACUGGCAACACCGAGCUGCCACCGGACGACGGGUACACGUGGCGUAAGUACGGCCAGAAGGACAUCCUCGGCUCCAAGUACCCAAGGAGCUACUACCGGUGCACCCACAAGAACUACUACGGAUGCGACGCCAAGAAGAAGGUGCAGCGCCUGGACGACGACCCCUUCACGUACGAGGUCACCUACUGUGGCAACCACAGCUGCCUCACCUCCACCAUCCCACUCUUCACCCUACCCGAUGCCACCGCCACCGCCACCACCAACUCUCCGACCGCCGCGACAGGAUCCGGCCUCGCCCCUGAAGAACUCCUCAUGGCGCCCGCCGAGCAGGCGCACUCUGCGGCGCUGUCCACGUCCAUCCACCUCGGCAUAAGUUGGAUGCCGGCAAGCCUCCACAGCAUUCAGGCCGCCACCACGAGCGCCGGCGUUGGGAGCAGCGGCAGCGCGCAGAUGAAUGUGUCCACCGCAGGGAAGGACACGGAUUACCCGGCGCUGGACCUCGCCGACGUCAUGUUCAACUCCGGUUGUAGCGGGGGCAGCAGCAUGGACGCCAUCUUUUCUUCUCAUGAUCGACGGGAUUUCUAGAAGAACUGAUAUAGGCUGCAGGCAAAGAUCUGGACACUAUUCAUUCUAAUAUUCGUUCAUGUGGAGAAGCCACAUGAUC
This is a messenger RNA of Lolium rigidum, 1159 nucleotides long. RefSeq names its product transcription factor WRKY45-2-like. Gene Ontology annotation, molecular function: sequence-specific DNA binding; DNA-binding transcription factor activity. The record is from RefSeq and is a predicted model, not a curated record. NCBI's taxonomy places the organism in Eukaryota, Viridiplantae, Streptophyta, Magnoliopsida, Poales, Poaceae. The transcript is spliced from 3 exons. Gene Ontology annotation, biological process: regulation of DNA-templated transcription. Bases 1 to 1080 code for a protein of 359 amino acids.